GUUUCGAUUUCAGAAGCAGCCACAAGCGAUUUUUCAAGGUUUGAGCAAUGGCGUUCUUUGGUAAAAUGGGAAAGUUACUCAAGAAUUCUGCAAUCCAGCACAUAAAUCAUGAUUUAUCUAUGUCUACUCCUUUGGCAUUCCAAGCAAUUAGAUCCAUGUCAUCUGCAAAGCUUUAUGUUGGAGGUAUUUCGUAUAGCACUGAUGAUGCGGGUCUCCGAGAAAGUUUUGCUCGCUAUGGAGAUGUUCUUGAUGCAAGAGUUAUCAUAGACCGUGAACAAGGCAGGUCCAAAGGAUUUGGCUUCGUAACUUUUGCAACAAGCGAGGAAGCAUCUGCUGCCCUUCAGGCCAUGGAUAACCAGGAACUUCAUGGUCGGACAGUACGAGUGAACUAUGCUCAAGAAAGGCCACGCUCUGGGUAUGGUGGUGGUGGCUAUGGUGGAGACGGUGGUGGCUAUAGUGGUGGUGGUGGUGAGUAUGGUGGUGGCCACUGCUGACCUUGAAAAUUUAUUAUGUAUGCUUUAUAAUUGGAAAAUAACAAACCAUUUAUUGAGUAGAAGCAUUACUUUCUUUUUUAGGUGUGAUGUUAUAUUAUGUAGAAAUAAAAUUGGAACUACUUUUUGGUUUCAUCUUUAAAUUGGAAUUUUAUUUAAUUAGGGAUACAUGCUUGUAGCAUUUCAUUAUAUAUCAAAUCG
Molecule: messenger RNA, 692 nt
Organism: Medicago truncatula (barrel medic)
Lineage: Eukaryota; Viridiplantae; Streptophyta; Magnoliopsida; Fabales; Fabaceae
Product: glycine-rich RNA-binding protein 3, mitochondrial
Exons: 5
Coding region: 48-494 (148 amino acids)
Molecular function (GO): RNA binding
Source: RefSeq, a predicted model, not a curated record